This is a messenger RNA of Coregonus sp. 'balchen', 19097 nucleotides long. The record is from the annotation of a GenBank genome assembly. NCBI's taxonomy places the organism in Eukaryota, Metazoa, Chordata, Actinopteri, Salmoniformes, Salmonidae.
GAUCCAUCACCUGGAUGCAACAUUCCCCUUCAUCUCCACGUAUAAAGUCCUCAAACUGGGCUCACUGUCAUCCGUUUGCCUUUGUUAGUUACUGUAGCCCCAGCCUGCAGUCCCAGGUCCUGUCCCAGUACCAACCAUGGCCAUGCUGAGAGUGUCGUCCUACCGCCGGCAGUUUGAGGAGCAGUGGAGUCAGAGUGGACGGUCCAACGGAGGCUGUGGAGGGCAGUACCGCGCCUCAGCGGUCAAGGCCAGGUCAGUGUGUGGUUUCUUGGUAGCCCCCUCACCUCUACUUGGCUUAGAGGGCCUGGGUCCUGUUCAGUAGGGGGGAAAGCAUUUUGAAACUGAGUGAAAUGUGGAGGUACUACCUAAACCUAAAGAUUUUUGUUUUCUGUUGCAAAAUGUUUUGCUACGGUAAGCCCUAUCAAACAUGACUCCGUAUGCAUAUGGACCACAGGAGAUGGGCUUUAUGGAGAACACCAUGUGCACUGAGGAUGGUUUACUACAGUGUUUCACAAAAACAUUUGUACCAGAGGCUGGCUAGCUAGUGUCCUCUCUUCUUGGACUGCUUAGAUUAAAAGUAGAAUGUGUCAGACAACUCUGAGGGACCAGGCAGCAACAUCCCAGGGACCAGAUGUUUGUUUCCUUUCACUCCUUAAGUAUUUCUGAAUGUUUCUUUAAUUUAAUCACAAGCAAAUGUGUGGUAGCUUUGCAUGGUCUUCAUAUGCAGUAUCGAAUGUCACCCAGUUGGCUAUUGUGUGUUCAGUGUUCGUUCCGCCUUGUCUGUCCCAAGGGAAAAGUUUGAAGGGCGUUGACAAAUACCUUUUGUACUUGCAUCAGAUAAUGACAUCAUAUUCCCCUCGGCUGUGUUAAUUUACACUGAUCUGAUUUGGGAGGGCAAGCAAUGCUAUGCAUUAAAAACCUUUUAGGGAUUGCGAUCUUUGAUUUUCUAUGUACAUGCACAAAACUGACACUGAUACUUUUGUGAAAUGUAUUGUGCUAGUGUGUCUGUGUGUCUCUCCUGGGCUUUAUACAAACGCAGGCCUCUCCUAAGCUGUCAGUUUCCCACAGGGGUGCGGCUGCUGAGGAGUGUACAUGUGACCAGCUGGACUUUGUGGCUGCCAAGGCGCGCAAUAAGGAGAGUCUGGUCCGAUUUGCUAAAGACCGCAGCAUCAUUGCCGCCCUCAAUGAUCGCUUUGUCGCCCUCAUCAACAUGGUGAGCCCGGGAUGGUUUCAACCCUAGAAACAGUAUCCUAAGGUUCUAGAAGUGCUAUAGUAACUUGACACUUAAGGGUCACAAUAAACACAAACUUGAGCACUGUGCUCGAUUGAGAUUGACCAACAAACACAGUAGAACCAAAGGGAUAGUCCCAGAAGUUCAAAGGUGUUUCUUAUGUAUUUGACCCAAGUCUAUUCUACACAGAUGAAUGCAGCCCAAAAAUAUUCUGGUAACCUUCCCCAAAUUCACAAAUUUUCCAGAAAUCACAUUUGGAAUAUUCCCACAAUCAGGAGGGAAAAUUACCAGAAUUGUGCAACCCUUAACGUUCAUGUACAUUCCUAUUCCAUUGUACAUGCUGUGUGCGCCUUCUAGGCACGCUGCUUUGAGGAGGACAAUGAGUCUCUGGAGGCACAGAUCUGUGAGCUGGAGGAGAGGAUGGCCGGCCAACAGACCACCUCCACUGUCGUAGCUGUCCCUGAAUAUAGCCUGGACGCCGUGGUGGAGAGACUGCGCAAGGAGAGGGUACAUAUUAACAAUACAGCAGAGUGGAGGCAUUCAUGUCACACACAUGCUAGGAGAAAAGGAACCUGUUGUCUAAAAGGUGGUUGGUUCCCAUGACAGAGAAGUAGUGAGAAUGUGUGUGCGAACGAAUGUGUGUGUGUAUGUAUCAGUGUGAGCGUCUGUAUGUACAGCCACUGUGUAGAUCAGGGUUCUUCAAUUCUGUUUUUUAUUUCUACCUGGUAGUUAAUUGCACUCGCCUGGUGUCCCAGGUCUGAAUUAGCCCCUGAUUAGAAGGAGAGGAUGAAAAACAGAGGUGUUUCGGCCCUCCAGGACCGGAAUUGAAGAACCCUGGUGUAGAUGGAUGGAUAGCCAUUGUCACAGACCAUUACCUUUACUUACCAGUGCCAGACUGAUAAGCCACUGUGUGUGUCCAGGACCAGAGCCUGUUUGAUGUGGAGGAGCUGAGGAGAGAGCUGGAGUGUCUGCAGGAGCAGUAUGAGGAGACCGUUCAGCAGAGGACCCUCAUCCAACUGGAGCAGGAAGACGUUGGCCUGGUAUUGACCUCACUUCCUGUGCUUCUGGUGGCCAUUUUGUGGUUAUUGUUUAGUAAUUGUGUUGAAUUGGUGUCUUCGUUGGUAAUUUAUUCUCUAACAAUAAGUCGACUUUUCAUGUGUGCUACUGUCAAUAUUGAACAUCUAUAUAGACAUAGAUCUAACUUGUGGUAGCUUAACUUUUAUACCCAAUUUUCACCUGCAAUGAAGUUUGAUCAUUCCUCAAAAUGAAAGAUUGCAAAUAGGCAAGGAAGGGUGGAAAGAAGCAUGAAUUAUCUAAAUAUUCAAAGAAGGCCAAUAUCUCUUUAGGAGCACUAAUGAAAGUGUACUAAUCUAUAAUAACCACUAGAUGGUACUAUUGCCAUGUUUGCCAACACUUUAAUUCUCUCCUAUUCAAAAAACCCAAUUUCAUAAACUGUGUGGCUCAGCAUAGCCCUGCUGCUCCUCUGUAUCUCUACCCACAGGGUGUAGAUUAAUUAUCAGUCCUACAGUCUGGGCCGGUGGACACAACACAACCAGAAAACCCCAGUCCUAACAAACACUACUAUCUCAUUCCCUCCCUCCCUGCCUGCCACACCACACAUGUCGACGCCGUCACAGACCAUCUCCCCACUGCCAGCCCAGAUGUUGGAGAAGCUGUUUACAUGUCUCCUUAUUGAGUCAUUCAGUUUUACAUUUCUCCCAUACAGAUGUAAUACAGACUGUAAUGUAGUUGGUGCAGUAAUGCUUCUGGCUGGCUUGAGUGCUGGCUGGCUGGCUUGCUGGCUGGCUGGCUCAGCUUCUGGCACCGAUUGGAAAGCAGCUGGAGUGUGGAGCAAGACUAGAGUCUGUGGGAAACAAACAAACUGAAACAGGCAGGGAGAGGAGAGGAGUGAUUGAAUGUGAUUGUGAAGCAGUGUUGGAAGCAGCUCCACGAGAGGAGGCUGCGGUCCUUCUCAGCAGGCAAGCAGAUGGAUAUUGGAAGAGGCUUAAAACAAGACAUGGCUGGGUAUUUAAAGUCCAGCCUUGCCAUUAGCUAUUGAUUAAGCCUGUUUGUAUUUUCUGCUAAAGCUGCCCACAUCUUGGACAACCUCCAUGGUCUGUCUGUCUGUCUGUCUGCCAGCCAAUUCUCUGAGUUUUCUAUUGAGCUUUUAUCUGGGGCUGAGGCUUAUAGUGUUUAAAAGGUUCAGCAGGCUCCCACCAAGGCUUCCCACAGUGGAAGAAGGCUGGAGGAGCUAGCUGGUUCUCAUCCAAAUCCAAAGCAGAAGACGGUGCUAUAAAGCACAGCUAGCCUGACGCGAUGGAUGGGGGAAGAAGAGAAGGGUGAUCUAGGGGGGAUUUAUUUAGUCUUUACAGUCCAUAGACUGCGAGUGCAAGACUCUCCAACUUACGGCCUUGUGUUUACCCAGAGAUAACAGCAACAGACUGCCUGCCUUACGUGCGACGUCCAUCAGGGACCCAUGUGUUCCAGCAGCCACAGCAGAAAGUUCCACCCCUGGACCCUACCCGUUUUGCAUUCAGAUGCAAAUGCUAGCACCAGGAGUAAUUGAAUUCAUCAUCAAUUCAUCAGGCACUUAAAAAGGGCUGGAUGAGCUUAAAAAUCCUGGUGCUGAAUGGAACGAGGACCAAAGCAUUUUUAGCUAAUUAGCCCCUCUUCCUCUGCAUUGAGGUGUCUAGCUACCUGCUGGUUGAGGAAAUUGUGUGUUUCAUGGUACUUCUGUGCUGAAUUUCAAAUGGACCCCUAGCCCCUACCCCCUCCCUACCCCCGACCACCCUUAGCUCCUACCCCUUACCCUCCUCUCUACCCCUGACCACCCCUAGCCCUUACCCUCCUCCCUACCCCCGACCACCAUUAGCCCCUACCCCUUACCCUCCUCCCUACCCCCGACCACCCCUACCCCUUCCCUACACCUUACCCCCUAGGCACUCAUGUGCACUGAACAAAAAUAUAAACGCAACAUGUAAAGUGUUGGUCCCAUGUUUCACGAGCUGAAAUAAAAGAUCCCUGAAAUUUUCCAUAUGCACAAAAACCUUAUUUCUUUCAAAUUUUGUGCACAAAGUUGUUUACAUCCCUGUUGGUGAGCAUUUCUCCUUUGCCAAUAUAAUCCAUCCACCUGACAGGUGUGGCAUAUUAAGAAGCUGAUUAAACAGCAUGAUCAUUACACAGGUGCACCUUGUGCUGGGGACAAUAAAAGGCCACUCUAAAAUGUGCAGUUUUGUCACACAACACAAUGCCACAGAUGUCUCAAGUUUUGAGAGAGCGUGCAAUUGGCAUGCUGACUGCAGGAAUGUUCACCAGAGCUAUUGCCAGAGAAUUGAAUAUUCAUUUCUCUACCAUAAGCCAUUUCCAACGUCAUUUUAGAGAAUUUGGUAGUACGUCCAACCGGCCUCACAACCGCAGACCACACGUAACCACACCAGCCCAGGACCUCCCCAUCCGGCUUCUUCACCCGCGUGAUCGUCUGUGACCAACCACCCGGACAGCUCAUGAAAAUGUGGGUUUGCACAACCAAAGAAUUUCUGCGCAAACUGUCAGAAACCAUCUCAGGGAAGCUCAUCUGCAUGCUCGUCAUCCUUACAAGGGUCUUGACCUGACUGCAGUUCGCCGUCGUAACCGUGGGCAAAUGCUCACCUUCGAUGGCCACUGGCACGCUGGAUAAGUGUGCUCUUCACGGAUGAAUCCCAGUUUCAACUGUACCGGGCAGACGGUGUGUAUGGCGUCGUGUGGGCGAGCGGUUUGCUGAUGUCAACGUUGUGAACCAAGUGCCCCAUGAUGUCGGAGGGGUUAUGGAAUGGGCAAGAUCCUGAGGCCCAUUGUCGUGCCAUUCAUCCUCCGCCAUCACCGCAUGUUUCAGCAUGAUAAUGCACAGCCCCAUGUCGUAAGGAUCUGUACACAAUUCCUGGACGUUGAAAAUGUCCCAGUUCAUCCAUGGCUUGCAUACUCACCAGACAUGUCACCCAUUGAGCAUGUUUGGGAUGCUCUGGAUCAACGUGGAUGACAGUAUAUUCCAGUUCCCGCCAAUAUCCAGCAAAUUCCCACAGCCAUUGAUGAGGAGUGGGACAAUAUUCCACAGGCAACAAUCAACAGCCUGAUCAACUCUAUGCAAAGGAGAUGUGUCGUGCUGCAUGAGGCAAAUGAUGGUCACGCCAGAUACUGACUGGUUUUCUGAUCCACGCCCAUACCUUUUUUUGGGGGGUAUCUGUGACCAACAGAUACAUAUCUGUAUUCCAGUCAUGUGAAAUCCAUAGAUUAGGGCUUAAUGAAUUUAUUGCAAUUGACAGAUUUCCUUAUAUGAACUGUAACUCAGGAAAAUCUUUGAAAUUGUUGCAUUUUAUAUUUUUGUUCAGUGCAGAUAUUAAAGGAUUGGAUUGGUGUAAGCCAGUGUUUCCCAAUUCUGGUUUUGGGGACACAAAGGGGUACACAUUUAAGUUUUUGCACUAACACACCUGAUUCAACUAAAGGCUUGAUGCCGAGUUGAUUAGUUAAAUCAAGUGUCUUAGUGCUAGGGCAAAAACAAACAUGUGCACCCGUUUGGGCCCCCAGGACCAGGAUUAUUGUGAAAAUGACAUGUAGCCUAUCAGAAGACAAGCUGGAGCUUUCAACAUACGAGUGCUCUUGUUUUCUAUUGACCUGGCUGUCUGCUGCCCCUUUGUAGGAAGUGGAUGUAGUGACCGCAGACUGUCUGGCCCUGAGGGAGCAGGUGAAAAUCUAUGAGGAACAACUAGCUCACAUAGAGGCACAGCAUGAGACGGUAAGAGAGAAGGGACAUAUCCGAGAUAUGACUGGCUGGAUGGCAAACAUUGAUUAUCCCACAGUAUUAGUACACAAAUGAGGAACAGUUUACUACUCAAUGACUCUCUGGGUCAUUACUUACAAUUGUGACUGGGUUUGAACCCAGAUUUCAUGCAUGCCAACAGACUGUUAGCCCACUGAGCUAAAGCCUAGGCAUUAGCUCAGGGAGCUAACGCGAGUCUUCCGAUCUCAGGCAAGGUUUGCCGAACCACCUCCUUUACAGAAGCAGCAAGCCUUUCUGUUUAGCCAAAGCCACUCAAACUCUAGACAGAGGACAAGUGUUGGAGAGAUUCCCAUUAGGGGUUGCCGGGGGCAACACGGUUCAGAUGACCCCGGCCACCUUGUUGACCAGGUUUUACCAAGAACAGUAAUUUUUACCAGGAACAAUUGUGGAACUGAGGCAGGAUUAGAGCACAACAAGGCAGGGUGGAGCCAGAAUAAGCCUUGCCAAGGAUAGAUCACACAAGUGAUAUAACCAGUUAUUAUAGGCAAUUUCCAACAUGUGAAGUUCAUAGGAGCAUAUCAGGUAAUGGCUUUGAUUUCUGUUCAAACAGAUGGAAAAGGGGUCUUAGAAAACAUCUACCAAAAAAAGGGUAUUAGAAAUGCAUCAAAACACAAGUUGAAGUAAAGACCUCUGCCAACUAAUAUCAAUAUCAACACAACAUUGCCUUGUGCCUUGUAAUUCCAUUACCAAAAACCCACAUAUCUUUAAAGGCCCAGUGCAGUCAAAAACUUGAUUUUCCUGUGUUUUAUAUAUAUUUCCACACAAAAUUUUAAAACAAAAUUUGAUUUAUUUUCACAAACAACCGGAUAGGUGCAGUGAAAUGUAUUGUUUGAGGUUGGAAUAAUACUGUGAAAUUGUGAAAAUGAUGAUAAUGCCCUUUUAGUGUUUGAAAAGAUAUCCUGAAAUUUCAGCCUGUUUUGGUGGGAUGGAGUUUUGGCCUGCCUGGUGACAUCACCAGGUGGUUAAUUAGUUAGUUUUUUUUUUUUUUACCCUUAAUUUACCAGGUAAGUUGACUGAGAACACAUUCUCAUUUACAGCACGACCUGGGGAAUAGUUACAGGGAGAGGAGGGGGGAUGAAUAAGCCAAUUGGAAGCUGGGGAUGAUUAGGUGGCCAUGAUGGUAUGAGGGCCAGAUUGAGAAUUUAGCCAGGACACUGGGGUUAACACCCCUACUCUUAUGAUAAAUGCCAUGGGAUCUUUAGUGACCACAGAGUCAGGGCACCCGUUUAACGUCCCGUCCGAAAGACUGCACCCUACACAGGGCAAUGUCCCCAAUCACUGCCCUGGGGCAUUGGGGUAUAAAAAAUAAAAUAAAAUUGACCUGCUGGCCCUCCAACACCACUUCCAGCAGAAUCUGGUCUCCCAUCCAGGGACCGACCAGGACCAACCCUGCUUAGCUUCAGAGGCAAGCCAGCAGUGGGAAGAAAUGUAAAUGUAAAAAGAAAGAGUUCCAAACCUCUCUGAAGAUAACAGCUAGUUUUCAGUUUUCCCCUCCCCACUCAGACCACUCCCAGAUAGUCCUAUCAAAAUUAUUGCUUGAUUUCAACUUCCACAGAUGUAGAUUUUUGGCUAAACACAGACGUCCAUGAUUGGGGUGGCUGUACCAAAUCUGAACCAAUCAUAGACAGUACAGUACAGCAGGGGUUCACUCUGGGCCCCCCUUCCAGCAUUGGGUAACAUCCCGCGCCCCACAUCUAUUUCUAUGUGCACAAGCACUGUUCAUGACACAAGUUGUUCACACCUCUCUUGUUGGUGGAGAGAAUUUUGCGGGUUUAAAGCUUAGUUCCUGCAAUUCUACACAUUUUGUCAUGUGGCGCGAAUAACAUUUUGCAGUGUUAAAGCUCAUUUUCUUGCAAUUCUAUACAUUUUGCCAUGUCUAAUGUGUAUUCAUGUGAUAUUUGAGUGACUAAAAAAUUACAACUAAAUCUAUGGGCUAAAAAACCGAAAUAAAAUAACGUUAGCUGGUCUGGGCUAGUUGAUCUGGACAUUUCUGACAAGUUAUAAAUAGGUAUGCAAUGAUAUUUAGGUAUGCACAACCCACAGUUUGGGAACCACUGCAGUACAGUGACGCACAGUAGAGUUCAGUACAGUAAAGAAAAGUAGAGUAUAGUUCAGUACAGUAGAGCAAACUAGCGUAGAGUAUGCUGAACUGUACUGUACUGAACUCUACUGUGGUGUACUGUGAUGUCCAAACUUUUGAAAUAUAGACAUCUAUAAUUGGUUCAGAUUUGGUCCAGUCCGGACCAACCAAAUUUGGUCUUGUUUGAGGUCGGAGCUCAUUAGAAUAAUAGCCAGUGUGUAGAAUUAUGCCCAUAUAGGCUAAGGAUAUUGCAUAUUCAGGAUACAUCAACAUGAAGAUAAUGACAUCCAUAUUCAGAAUUAUGCAUUUCUGUGUAGUACAGAUCAGGGUCCCAUGAUGUUAUCUGUUACCGUAAUUCUGUAAUGUCUCUAGCUGACACCCUAUUCUUUCUGCAGACAUCUUUGAAUCUUUAUUCGGAGCAGAUAUUUAAGAGUUUUUGGUAAAUGUGGUUGUAUAAAAUGGUGGUCGAGAUUUUACUGUAAAUCUGUUACCAAACUUUGCAUUUGCACAGUUCUUUCAGUAAAAUGUUUUGUGUAAAUUGUUCAAAGUAGUCCUAGUACAUAGAGUUGUAUGGUUUGUUAAACUUUGAAAUCAAUGGCAUACAUUUUAAAGUCUCAGAGUAAUCUCAUGAUUUAAUAAUUCACACACAUUUGCAAAAUAAACACACACACACACACACACCGCUCCUCCCCGUUCCCCUUCUCACCAGCAGCUGACAGACCCAUCCUAGUAUCAGAUCCUGGGAGAGGAACACAGAGGCGGAGAGAGAGAGGGAGAGAGGCGGAGAGAGAGAGGGAGAGAGGCGGAGAGAGAGGGAGAGAGGCGGAGAGAGAGGGAGAGAGGCGGAGAGAGAGGGAGAGAGGCGGAGAGAGAGGGAGAGAGGCGGAGAGAGAGGGAGAGAGGCAGAGGGAGAGAGGCAGAUGGGGGAGGGGAGAGAGAGAGGAAUAGAAGGUAAGAGAGGCAGAGGAAGAAGGAGAAUUAGAGAGGGAGAGAGGGAGAGACAAGAAACUGGGAGCAGUGAGUGAGAGAGGGUGAAGGCGAGGCAGUUCCAUCACUGUUUUUUCUCCUCUGUGUAGCCCGGCCACUCGGCAGCCCGGCUACGUUUAACACACUCCCUCAGGGACAUGCUCGGUAACUCCCUGCACUGAAUAACUCACAGCACCGGCUCAAUACCAAAUGAAAACAGAAGUCCCCCUUUGUUUUAUUAACUGCUAUUAUUAUCAGGCAUUUCCAAACACCUAUUCCCCUGAUGAAUCAGCCUCCAUAUCGUUACUCAUGUCGAGGAAAAAUUAGAUGAGGGUCAGGCUGCUUGGGUAUUUCUCCAACACUUCAUUCUGCUAUGAUGGAUGCAUGGAGGUUAAUGAUGGAGUUUUAGGUAUUGCGACCUGAAGACGUACAUGGCGGGGCUUAAUGUUGUGUAUGUGUACACACACACACAAACCCACACACACACACCACACUUACUUACUUACUUAAUGGUGUGUGUGUCUGCAGACGGUUCAGAACAUGGUGGCCCCUGUAGAGGGUCCAGCUGCAGCAGGGAGAGAAGUCCUUGAGUUCUGCAACCCUAACAUCACCUCAGCCAUCAUGGAUAUCAAGGAGUACUACAGCCAGCUGGCUGAGACCAUCCAGGUACGGAGUAUGGAGCAUACACACACAAUGUGCAUGGCACAAACACAGAACACACACACCCUUCAACGUAUCUCCUGACAGCCCCCCCCCCCCGCCCCGCCCCCACUCCUACUCACCGGCUACACAGCUCUCCCCCACUCCCCCUUUCAUCCCCAAACCGUCUGGCUAAAUCGGAGCCUUCUCACGUCGCAGAGGGACCGCUUGUUUUCUUUUCCUCUUGGCAUAACACUGGAGGCGAACCUGAGAAUCAGAGGUGCUGCCCUACACCAGUACAGACCCACUUUGUCCCUCUGUGUCGGUGUGUCUAUGUUGGUGUGUUUCAGAAAGAGAGUUUGUGUGUGUGUGUGUGUGUGUGUGUGUGUGUGUUACAAGCUAGAGGUGCUCUGCUGGGGUCAACCUUGCUCUCUGGUGGGUCUGACCCUCCUUGUGUGUAUGUGAGAAGGCUUUGGGCUAAAUUUACAGCCAGGUUACCAAUGAUUCAAGUCAAUAUUUGACAUCCAUCCAUGUCUGAGGACGUCAGAAGAUGAUGUGGAAACCGGCCACUAGGGGCAACAGUGAGCGCUGUUAACGUCAAGUAGGUUUGGGUUUUGCUAGGCCGUUGUGGACGAGGAUGGUGGAUGGGCGUAAGCAUCUACCUCUGAUUCCAAAGGUGGCAAGUUUGAAUCCAGCGAUAGAAAGUAGUUUUUUAGAUGUUUGUUUUAAGCCUAUCCUAACCCUUACCUUAACCAUUUGGAGUUAAAACCUUAAGAUUUCGGAGUUAAUGCCUAAACUUAACCUUAAACACUUUGAAAUUUGACGUUUGCAACAACUUUGACAUUUGAUGUUUGCAAAAUAUCGAAUUCUGAUGUGAGAACUAGUUGAAAUUUACCACAGUUCUUAUUCUCUCUAACCCAGACACUUUCACUCUCCCUCCCCUCCUCCUCCUUCCCUUGUUCAUUGCCAGCUGGACAGCUUGCGGUCUGGGCCUGGCCUCCAUUAGUGUCUCACAAGGUGCAAUUGUCUCCAUCCCCAAAUGAUUGCCAUUGGGAUUGAAGUGUGAUUGUGAUUGCUGGCUGACUCUGGCACACCUGUGUGCCCACGUUGCCACUCAUUUGCUGUCUAAUUUGUUCCCGUUCAUCAGGACUGUGUCCCAAAUGGCACCCCAUUCCCUUUAUGGGGGAAAGGGUAACACUUUAUCGGAAGGGUAUCUACAUAAGGACUUCAUUGCACAUUAAUAACCCAUGCAUACUGCAUUUCUAAACGACAACUGUAAGACAACUGAAAUAUCAACUUGUGGUUAUUGUACUGCUUAUGAAUGUGUACAGCCUAAAAUGAUUUGCCCCCCUCCCCCUGGAAAGUAAUUUAGGGGAAACACUAUCAUGUAGUGUCAUGCAGUAAAUUGAUGGUAGUAACUAUGUUAUGUUUCCAGUGCGAGUGCAGGGAAACUGGUGCGGUUGUUGCUGGUGCUGUUGUCGCCAUUGGAGCUGGAAAGGAGCUGGCGGUGGCCAGAGCUGCGGGGGUCACAGGCGUUGGCCAAAUAACGGACGUCAACGAACUGAAGAAACUGGUGAGUAACCCCUAUCUCUCUCUCUGGCAUUCACCUACUUUUUUAGACAAUCACUACCUGCUGAUUUUACUCUCUUUCUCUCUCAAGUUUCUUUCUCUCCGGUAAACUUUCCUUCCAGUAAAUUCACAGUUCUCAGACAUCUUCUUGGAAAAGGGAAAAGGGAAAAGCCUACCAUGAGUUCAGCAUCAACAUCAGCCACGAAAUCAAGAGGAAUUGUAGAAAAUGAAUGGCUUCUUCCCACAGACAGGCAGUUCACUCCUUAGGAGUUCUCCAUGAGUGACAUCUCUCUCUCUCUACCUCUCUUCUUCAUCAUCAACUUCUUAAAACUUCACACAUUCCUCCUCUGUGUCUCCAGAGACUCCAAUCCCAAACUGAACAAUGGAAAUAGACCCUCAUCUAUCAUCCAUCCCCUUCUCAUAGAGAAAAAGAACGCACAACAGAGAGGCUUUAUUGAGAAAAUGGUAGAAUGUCUCGAACCACCCCAAAACUCAAUGAUUCACUCAAGUUUACAGUAUUCAAGGAAAUGCUGGAAUUUCCCAUUGCAGUCCAUCGUUCAAGAAUCAACCCUCCUCAAAACACAUAAUAGAAUCAGUCAAUGGCUUAAAUGGACAGUAACUUACUUAACUGCUCGCUCCACCGUAAUCAUCAGUUGUCAGACCGCAGCCGACACCUCCCCAUUUCCAUAACAAACAUGGCGGUUUGGUUCCCAUUACUGCGGUUGUGGUCCUAGCCCCAGCUCUUUAAAUAAACAGGCCCCCUCUGUAACCGCAGUCGCACUCUCAUAACACUGUCUCCUCUUCCCUUAAUGUGCAGCACGCAAGCCCUCGCUCUGCCCAGCCUGGGCCUAGUCUGAUGGACAGGUCCCUGCCUUUCUCCCUCUCACCGGCCGUGAUGGAUGUCCCAGUUCUGGUUUCUCACUGAGACACAACUUGGCCAAACAACAAACAACCUUGCGGUGAAAUCAGGCUCAGCUUAGAGAUGUGUAUAAUGGGGAUGACACACACCCCUGCCCACACAUGCAGGGCAUGUGGCCAGGGCUCACUUAUACAGUGGGGAAAAAAAGUAUUUAGUCAGCCACCAAUUGUGCAAGUUCUCCCACUUAAAAAGAUGAGAGAGGCCUGUAAUUUUCAUCAUAGGUACACGUCAACUAUGACAGACAAAAUGAGAAAAAACAAUCCAGAAAAUCACAUUGUAGGAUUUUUUAUGAAUUUAUUUGCAAAUUAUGGUGGAAAAUAAGUAUUUGUUCAAUAACAAAAGUUUCUCGAUACUUUGUUAUAUACCCUUUGUUGGCAAUGACACAGGUCAAACGUUUUCUGUAAGUCUUCACAAGGUUUUCACACACUGUUGCUGGUAUUUUGGCCCAUUCCUCCAUGCAGAUCUCCUCUAGAGCAGUGAUGUAUUGGGGCUGUCGCUGGGCAACACGGACUUUCAACUCCCUCCAAAGAUUUUCUAUGGGGUUGAGAUCUGGAGACUGGCUAGGACACUCCAGGACCUUGAAAUGCUUCUUACGAAGCCACUCCUUCGUUGCCCGGGCGGUGUGUUUGGGAUCAUUGUCAUGCUGAAAGACCCAGCCACGUUUCAUCUUCAAUGCCCUUGCUGAUGGAAGGAGGUUUUCACUCACAAUCUCACGAUGCAUGGCCCCAUUCAUUCUUUCCUUUACACGGAUCAGUCGUCCUGGUCCCUUUGCAGAAAAACAGCCCCAAAGCAUGAUGUUUCCACCCCCAUGCUUCACAGUAGGUAUGGUGUUCUUUGGAUGCAACUCAGCAUUCUUUGUCCUCCAAACACGACGAGUUGAGUUUUUACCAAAAAGUUAUAUUUUGGUUUCAUCUGACCAUAUGACAUUCUCCCAAUCCUCUUCUGGAUCAUCCAAAUGCACUCUAGCAAACUUCAGACGGGCCUGGACAUGUACUGGCUUAAGCAGGGGGACACGUCUCGCACUGCAGGAUUUGAGUCCCUGGCGGCGUAGUGUGUUACUGAUGGUAGGCUUUGUUACUUUGGUCCCAGCUCUCUGCAGGUCAUUCACUAGGUCCCCCCGUGUGGUUCUGGGAUUUUUGCUCACUGUUCUUGUGAUCAUUUUGACCCCAUGGGGUGAGAUCUUGCGUGGAGCCCCAGAUCGAGGGAGAUUAUCAGUGGUCUUGUAUGUCUUCCAUUUCCUAAUAAUUGCUCCCACAGUUGAUUUCUUCAAACCAAGCUGCUCACCUAUUGCAGAUUCAGUCUUCCCAGCCUGGUGCAGGUCUACAAUUUUGUUUCUGGUGUCUUUUGACAGCUCUUUGGUCUUGGCCAUAGUGGAGUUUGGAGUGUGACUGUUUGAAGUUGUGGACAGGUGUCUUUUAUACUGAUAACAAGUUCAAACAGGUGCCAUUAAUACAGGUAACGAGUGGAGGACAGAGGAGCCUCUUAAAGAAGAAGUUACAGGUCUGUGAGAGCCAGAAAUCUUGCUUGUUUGUAGGUGACCAAAUACUUAUUUUCCACCAUAAUUUGCAAAUAAAUUCAUAAAAAAUCCUACAAUGUGAUUUUCUGGAUUUUUUUCUCUCAAUUUGUCUGUCACAGUUGACGUGUACCUAUGAUGAAAAUUACAGGCCUCUCUCAUCUUUUUAAGUGGGAGAACUUGCACAAUUGGUGGCUGACUAAAUACUUUUUUCCCCCACUGUAUAUCUAUGAGAGAGAGAGAGAGAAGAGAGAGAGAGAGAGAAGAGAGAGAGAGAGAGAGAGAGAGAGAAGAUAGAGAUAGAUCUCGCUACGAGUCGAUCUGGAGCAGACUCCUUCGAUAUAUCACCUCGGAGAGGACUCUCUCGCUCUUUUCUCUCUCUCUGUAUCGGCGCUAGCUAUACUCACUAUCGACGCUCCUCUGAUCAAGAGAUAAAAAUAUUUCCUGUGAUCUUUUAUUUCCACCCAUCUCACUCAACAUCAAAACAUGGGCCAACACUUUACGUGUUGCGUUUAUAUUUUUUUUCAGGGUACUUACAGCAGGGAGCCGGGUGUGAUUGUGUGUGUCAGGAAGAGAGUAUACAUUUUGAGAUUAACUCACACAUCUCGUGGAAUGUGUAUCUAUGAAGUUUAUACCGAUGCACGUUGUUACGAUUUUUCCUCCAACCAUGUACCUGAAUUUUUGUGUUUGUACCUGUGUGUAUAGAUUGCAGAGCUUGAAAAGGAGCUUGCAGAGCUGGAUAAGUGUGGUGAGGAGCUGGAAAAUGAGAUUGAGAUGAAGAGAGAAGCAUAUGUGAAGGAGAUCUUUGAGCUGGAGGUAAGAGGGACAGACCACACAAAGAGCAAAAACUGGCCCCAGUACAGUAACCCACCCAUCUCAGCUCCAAGUAGACACUCUCCCUUAUCAUAGAUCUAUGAAGAGUUUACCCUACCCUGAAACCUAACCACAGAUCUAGGAACAGUUUACCCUAUCCUCAAACCUAACCACAGAUCUAGGAAUAGUUUACCCUACCCUCAAUCCUAAUCACAGAUCUAGGAACAGUUUACCCUAUCCUCAAACCUAACCACAGAUCUAGGAAUAGUUUACCCUACCCUCAAUUCUAAGGGCAGAAAGUUAGAAAAUAUCAGACCAUAGACCAGUAGUUAGGGCCAACUUCUACCUCCAUCCAUCCCAUAUACCCAAUUGCUCUAUUCCAAUAACUUCUACCUCCAAACAUUCUAUAUACCCAAUGGCUCAAUUCCAAUAAUUUAUAGCUCCUCACAUCCCAUAUAUUCAAUGGCUCUAUUCCAAUAACCACACUAGCAUACCACUUAGAAUGCAUCCAAUACAUAGAUACAGUGGGGAAAAAAAGUAUUUAGUCAGCCACCAAUUGUGCAAGUUCUCCCACUUAAAAAGAUGAGAGAGGCCUGUAAUUUUCAUCAUAGGUACACGUCAACUAUGACAGACAAAAUGAGAAUUCUUUUUCCAGAAAAUCACAUUGUAGGAUUUUUUAUGAAUGUAUUUGCAAAUUAUGGUGGAAAAUAAGUAUCUGGUCAAUAACAAACGUUUCUCAAUACUUUGUUAUAUACCCUUUGUUGGCAAUGACACAGGUCAAACGUUUUCUGUAAGUCUUCACAAGGUUUUCACACACUGUUGCUGGUAUUUUGGCCCAUUCCUCCAUGCAGUUCUCCUCUACAGCAGUGAUGUUUUGGGGCUGUCGCUGGGCAACACGGACUUUCAACUCCCUCCAAAGAUUUUCUAUGGGGUUGAGAUCUGGAGACUGGCUAGGCCACUCCAGGACCUUGAAAUGCUUCUUACGAAGCCACUCCUUCGUUGCCCGGGCGGUGUGUUUGGGAUCAUUGUCAUGCUGAAAGACCCAGCCACGUUUCAUCUUCAAUGCCCUUGCUGAUGGAAGGAGGUUUUCACUCAAAAUCUCACGAUACAUGGCCCCAUUCAUUCUUUCCUUUACACUGAUCAGUCGUCCUGUUCCCUUUGCAGAAAAACAGCCCCAAAGCAUGAUGUUUCCACCCCCAUGCUUCACAGUAGGUAUGGUUUUCUUUGGAUGCAACUCAGCAUUCUUUGUCCUCCAAACACGACGAGUUGAGGUUUUACCAAAAAGUUAUAUUUUGGUUUCAUCUGACCAUAUGACAUUCUCCCAAUCCUCUUCUGGAUCAUCCAAAUGCACUCUAGCAAACUUCAGACGGGCCUGGCUUAAGCAGGGGGACACGUCUGGCACUGCAGGAUUUGAGUCCCUGGCGGCGUAGUGUGUUACUGAUGGUAGGCUUUGUUACUUUAGUCCCAGCUCUCUGCAGGUCAUUCACUAGGUCCCCCCGUGUGGUUCUGGGAUUUUUGCUCACCGUUCUUGUGAUUAUUUUGACCCCACGGGGUGAGAUCUUGUGUGGAGCCCCAGAUCAAGGGAGAUUAUCAGUGGUCUUGUAUGUCUUCCAUUUCCUAAUAAUUGCUCCCACAGUUGAUUUCUUCAAACCAAGCUGCUUACCUAUUGCAGAUUCAGUCUUCCCAGCCUGGUGCAGGUCUACAAUUUUGUUUCUGGUGUCCUUUGACAGCUCUUUGGUCUUGGCCAUAGUGGAGUUUGGAGUGUGACUGUUUGAGGUUGUGGACAGGUGUCUUUUAUACUGAUAACAAGUUCAAACAAGUGCCAUUAAUACAGGUAACGAGUGGAGGACAGAGGAGCCUCUUAAAGAAGAAGUUACAGGUCUGUGAGAGCCAGAAGUCUUGCUUGUUUGUAGGUGACCAAAUACUUAUUUUCCACCAUAAUUUGCAAAUAAAUUCAUAAAAAAUCCUACAAUGUGAUUUUCUGGAUUAUUUUUUCUCAAUUUGUCUGUCAUAGUUGACGUGUACCUAUGAUGAAAGUUACAGGCCUCUCUCAUCUUUUUAAGUGGGAGAACUUGCACAAUUGGUGGCUGACUAAAUACUUUUUUUCCCCACUGUACAUGGACUUAUACUAAGUGGUAGUAUGCUAGUGGGGCUAUUAGAACAUGGCCUAUUAUCUCUCUGUUUCUCCUCAGUGUCGUGUUGAGGAGAUGAAGGAGCAACAGCAUGACCUGCAGGUCCAGAUGAGGGAGCAGUGUGAUGACUACGAGGAGCUGCUGGGUCAGAAGAUGGCCCGGGACAUCGAGAUCGCUGCCUACAGGUGGGCCCUUUCACUGAUACAUUUCACCCAAAUGAACCUAUGCCUAACAAUAGAUAACCUACAGGGUAAUCAUCAAGGCUUAGGUAGUAGUGAAAAAGAUGGUGAGGCCCUGUGCACAGCAGUGUUAACUAAUGGGAUUGUUCAGGAAGGAAAAUGUAGCAUCCACAACAUGAAAAAAGCACACUUGCAUAGCCAAUGACGAACCUUAAAUAUGAAAUACAGAGGCCUCUGUAGUAUUACAAUGACAAUGGCAUCUUCAGGUGACGUGAUGUUGACGUGAUAUUUUCGAUUUUGUUCACAAUAUUUGUGUAGCCCUACAUUGUGAACGUGUGAGUAGUAUGUGUGACAUAAUGUCACCUGGGCAACCCCAUAUCCAUAUUAAGACAUUCCUGAGAACAAAGGCCUAACAUCCGAGGUUAACUGGGGUCACAGGAAACAGUCCCUAUGACAGCCCCAGAAAACAUGAUGCAGUUUCCUGUCCGGUGUCCUUGAAGACGUUUUUGUGUUUCUGUCAUGCCUCCCUCCUGUUGUGUGUGUCUGUCUGUCUGUCUGUGCUCAACCAUCUGCCGUCCUGGUAUGUAGAAUGACGCACUUUGCCCUUCCCGACCCCCUACCUUUGGACACCCCUUCGCUCGCCCCUCCGCUCGCCCCUCCGAACGCAUCCGAGCCUCAGGAGGCCCCCCGAUACAUCCUUGCGGCUCAGGAAGAGGCAGCCUCACACAAUGCCUCAUUAGAAUGGACAGGGGGGGACUUCACACUGUCAGGACCGUGGGCUGGGCCUUUGCCAAGCCAUUUUAUCCGCUAGCCUGUUAAUGUCAGCAGACCCGCAACCCAGUCGCAGCCUCGCCGCCGUAGCCUCCUUUAAACACUCUGGUCCCUGAACAGACUGUUCCAAAGACACACACCACCUAGACUCAAGACGCACACACAUUUACAUACACACACACGUACACACACACACUUAGGCAAGGUACAGGCAGGCAAGACAGUCUGGGUGCGACAUUGCUUAACUUUUUAUCUACUUUGUUUACGGGGCUGUUUUGUCAUCCGUGAUUAAAACCAUGAAUAAGAAAUUUAAAAAAAGCUUCUCUCCACACUUUGGAAAUGUGUCUGCAGAAGAGAGCCUAAUGACACUAGUCUCGCCUGUAAAAUGUACACUGAGCCAUUUGGACCAGAUACUCGCCGUUGUUGUAGCUCCCCAGUGACAGUCUUAAUGUUAACAAUUCACUUUCAGUAGUAUUACGUGUGUAACUCAGACUGUGGCUGAGUCCCAAAUGACAUCCUAUCCCCUAUGUAGUGCACUACUUUUGAGCAGGGCCCAUAGGGCUCUGGUCAAAAGUAGUGCACUAUAUAGGGAAUAGGGUGCCAUUUGGGACAUAACCAGUGUCUUAGUGGUAGACGACACAACAAUAACAACAACAAGCAGAAGUUUAAACAGACAUUGAGAUUACCCCUAGCUCUGAUAUGGUGGCUAUAAUGUAUGAAAUAGGAAAAAUAGGCACAUCUGUUCGAAUUCAUCUGAUCUAAUUCACAUUUUGUCUAAAUAAUCUGGUUGAAAUCAAGUGCUGGACUGAGAUUUUUUCUCAAUAAUGUAAAAAAGUAAUGUCCGUAACUCCGAUAGGUAUGCUUCCAUAGUGGCUUAUUUAGAAGUACAUAAAACAGACAGUUUCUAUGGAGGCCAUUUUGGGUCUAAGUCCUCCUAGCUGAAGUGGAAGAACUCUGUGUGUGUUUUCAGCAGACCAUCUUACAGUUGUUUUCCUCUCCCCUUUUCGCUCUUCUAUCCCCAGGGGUUUGGUGGAAGAGGAGGAUGAGAGGCUUUGCUACCUGUGAGAGGAACCGAUGCAGACCAGACCAACCAACCUGCUUUCGCUGAUGGACAUCCCCCCCAUACAGAUUUCACGCGUUGCCAAAACAUAACAGACCUAAAUCAGCCAUUAGAGAUCACAUGAAGCUAACCGCCACACAACCAUUGGAGCAGAUGUAAAAGUAUCAUGACAGAUUAACGACGUCUGGAGGGCAAGCCAGGGCCAUUGAUAACAGGUCACUGGUAGGUGACCCCUGUCCUAUAAGAAAGAUGGAAUUGUCUAACAUUGGGGUGGAGGGGGAUGGGACUGGAUAGAGAAUGUGUAUUCAGUGUCUGUGAAAAGACUCUGAAAUGUCCCUAAGUGGUCUCUAUCUGUUGUGGCUACACUCUCUGGAGCUAACUCACUGAUAUGACACACACACACACACACACA